GAACUGCAUUUCAAUAGGAAACCAUCUAAACGUGUGCUGGUUAAUCUGAGCAACCCUGGAACGAGUGCUGCCCGGGAUAUUAGUGCAGUGCAGAAGCGGAAUUAGGAUGAUAGAAGAAACAAACGUCGUUAUCGAAAUGGAACUAUUAUUUUAUAAACUAAAUCUUAACUGAAAAAAAGUAAAUACAAUACAAAUACAACUUUCCUUGACUGCUCUGUUUGGCUGCUUUUAAAAUAUAAACAGCGCCGGUAGGUGGAAACAUCAGCGUCUUGCUUUAUGGAGGUGAUAAAUAUAUUUAUAAGAAAAUGAAAUGGUUUAAAUGUAUCUACACAAGUUUGUUUGUUUUGUUUCAUCACUGUGCUAGUGAAGAUUUACAGUUGACAUUUGACAACAGACAUCACUUUGCAUACAAUGAUUCCUACUAUGAGUACGUGCCUGGUCCGCUUCAGUGGAAGGAAGCAAAAUGGGCCUGUCAUCAAAAGUUUGGAUUUCUUACCACGGUGGCAACGAUGCAGGAAACCAGGGAGUUGAGCCACUUUUUACGGUCUCACAACAUAAAUGAUUCUUUCUGGAUUGGAAGGAAGGCAAUGGAUCAUUUAAAUGGUGUUCUGGAGUUCUCUACUAGGACUGACCAGAAGCAUGCUAGGAUCAUGCAGCAGUUCCCUAACAUGCAGGCUGUGACUGUCUGUACUUACAUUCAGUUUGAUCCAAGUUGCUUGGGAGUGUCCACUGUGUUCUCUUAUUCCAUUCAGUCAUUUAUUAAUGAGUUCCAGCUUCGUGCUAACAUAGUCCAUGGGGAGCCUAUCCAGUUGGCUUUGCUUGUACAUGGUAUACACAGCCCUUAUUCCCUGGCUGGGGAUAAUGAUGGUCUUUGGCACUUUGUGUGUGUUAGCUGGACCCGAGAUGAUGGCAGGUGGGCUAUCUCCAUGGAUGGAUCUAUCAUCGGUUCUGGGGACAAGCUCUUCCUGUCUGAUGACAUUGGCCAGGAUGGUGUUUUCAUUAUUGGUCAGGAGCAGGACACUUUUGGCGGCUCCUUUAAGAAGGAAGAGUCUUUCACUGGAAACAUUACACAACUGCACGUGUGGAACCGGGUGUUGAACUCCAGUGCAAUUCAGUCCAUGGCGAGGGACUGUUCAGUGAUUUCAGAGGGAUUAUUUUUUACAUGGAACUUCUCAGCACUUCAACUCGAGCCCUCUUUGAAGAUAAAUUGGGUAUUUUCUCAGUGUCCAGAUAACAGAAGCCAAACUGUUGGCCAAAUGCCAUUUGAUUGGAUAGAUGGAGGGUCGAUAUCAUAUCAUAACUUCUCAUUAAAUGUCAACUACAUGCCAGUUACCGGAGAAUGUGUGACCAUUGACCCUGUAACUGGAAGUUGGGGUUUGGAAACCUGUUCCAAGCCAAAGAGAGCCCUCUGUCAGUAUGACAAAGAUGUAUACGAACAUCUGCAACGAUUUUCUUUAAUACCACAGACUUCAUUUUUCUUUACUGUGAGCAGAGAACCUCUUGCCAGCACCGUGAUGGAUGAGCUUCAGAUAAACACCACAGGGAUCCUACGAAACCUCUCCAGAGUGAACAGUCUCACUGGAGUGCUGUUGAAAGUUUUGGAUGAGAACCCAGACAUCCUCACCUCUGCUGACCUCCUCUACCUUACUCAGUUUAUGGGGACUGUGGUAGAGCUCGGUGUUGUGGAGAUAGAAAAUGUCUCAGAAGCCUUUGUAUCUUUGGCUACCAACUGGUUCAAGUUAGCCAGUAAAGUCAUUGAUACAGGACUCUCUGCACAGUGGCUGGAGCUGACCGAGCAGUCGGUGAUUUCGGGACCAUUUGCAGUGAUUAAAUACAUAGAUAGCUUGGCUGUGUUGAUGGCUGAUACACUGUCGAUGGCGGGAACGAGCUUCACCCUGUCAACAAAGAACAUCGACUUGCACAUAGAGCCCCGGACUUUGUCCCACUUGAGUUGUGGCUGUGUGUUUAAACCCGGGACCCUCGGCAGUCACUCUGGUAAUCAAGAUGAAAUUCAGAUCCCAGAUACUGAGGUGUCAAGGUUACAUGCGAUAGGAUACAGAGAACUUACAUUUAUACAUGUAUACUACAGUCACCUUGUGGAACUUCAAGCAAAUCUGUACCAAGAACCUGUCUUGCAUCUGCAGAAGACAGACAGCAGGUCACAGGCAGGUAGACUCACAACCGCUGUUAUAUCAUCGACAGUGCGAGAUCUCAGUACAAGAAGGAAUAUUCCGGUAGCUGUUCAUUACACGUUAUCACAUGCAGAACUGGUGGGGUAUACUCAGUUUCCUUUACCAGUUUGUGUGUUUUGGAAUUUUAGCUUGAAGAAUGGACAUCAAGAAGGAUGGUCAAGUGAAGGGUGUCAGGUGGUACGCUUGGGGUCACAGGUUACUUCCUGCUUUUGCAACCACACAACAAAUUUUGCAGUGUUAAUGAAAUUUAUGGAAGUAAAGUGGAGCCCAGAAGAGGAGAGUAUUUUGACUAAGCUGACUUUCAUUGGGUCUGGAGCCUCCCUCUGUGCGUUAGUGAUGACCUUGGCGCUCUUCACAGUGCUUGACAUUCCAAAAUCUGAUCGGACAUCCAUUCACAAGAAUCUGUUCUUAGCUCUGAUUGCUGCACAGGUAGUGCUUCUGAGCAGCGGGUCGGCCACAAGCAAUAAGGUUGCCUGCACUGUGGUGGCUGCCCUGCUGCACCUGUUCUUCAUGGCAGCGUUCACCUGGAUGUUGGUGGAGGGGCUCCUGCUGUGGAGCAAGGUGGUGACUGUGAAUCUGAGUGAGGAGAGACGCAUGAAGUAUUAUUACCUGAUCGGCUGGGGUCUCCCUGUUCUAAUAGUCAGCAUCACCCUGGCUGCAACUUCGGAGAAAUAUUCUGCAGAUGGGCAUUGCUGGCUGAGUGUCAAAAACGGAGUCAUUUGGGGUUUUGCAGGCCCUGUUAUCUUUAUUAUCAUGGUGAAUAUACUGGUCCUCACACGGGUGGUAUUGAUUACCUUAUCCACUGCUAAGCGGAGGGCAAUAAUGCUUACUGUGAACAGCAGUCCUGUUGAGCAGGCUUAUGAUCAGAUCCGGGCUGCUGUGAAAGCUGUGUUAGUGCUCUUACCCAUCCUGGGGCUUACGUGGCUGUGUGGAGUACUGGUACCCUUCUCUAUAGUAAUGGCUUACAUCUUUGUGCUUCUCAACUCGCUGCAGGGCCUCUUCAUCUUUCUGAUAUAUGGGGUGUACAACACAGAGGUACGGAGCACAAUCAACAGAAUUAAAGAAAGAAGAAGAGCUCUGAACUUCUCAAAUUGUGCUAAUUCACGACCAUCCAGCUCCGUGACCAGCUCCAGACCCGCCAGCUCCCCGGCUCUCGGACUGCAGGACCUCAGCCACGACCUCGGUCUAGGCAGCCACUGUGCCAGCGAGCCAGACCAGCAGAACAUCCCCAAGCCAGACAGCAGCAUGGUGUAUGAAAACUCAGCCGCCACCAGUGACUGGCAGCUGUCAAUCCCUAGUCUGCCACGAGGGCCAGAUGAAGACUUGCCUUGCUUCGCUUUGGGCUCCUUAACCCCUGAACAGAGCUGUCAAGGGGAUCUGACGCUCCCCAACAUGCUGGAUAGCACAGAGGAUGGCUGCAGCCUUCACGUUCCCAUGGAUUUCGACAGUUACUCCUGUAUCUCCGGGAGUGCUGCACCCCACAAGAGAUCUGGCUGCUUAUAUUUAGACUGAUCUGCUUCAGAUAUUGUUAACUUUAUCCUAACUGUAGCUUAAGCCAUGUUUCUACAUGCUUGCUAGUGUAGCCCCGGUGCCCUUUGUCCUGCACUGCUGUUUUCACACACAGACAUUUCCAACCUUUGAUUAGCGCUUGGAUUGUCAAAUUCUAACAUUUUUCCCUAUUAAGUAUACCUUAACUCAAACAAAGAAGCGUUCUCAUAUAUGGUGUCAAUUUGCUUCUAUUUCAGUUUUAAAUCCUUGCAAAGUAGUAUGUAAAAUACUAUUAAUAUAAAUGCAUUUUUACCAUAAGCAAACAUAAUGUUGGGAACGAGAAAAGGCUGUAAUUUGCCUCGUCUGAUGCAAUCUAAUGUCAUAAGGGGGAUUAUCUAAUUGUUUUUGUUUUAAUUGUCUAGUGUUUUAGAUGUUACUACUUCACCUGGUAAAUUACUCCAUGCAUCUAUUACUCUGUAAAAAAAAAAAAAAAAAAAGAAAGAACUUCCUAUCUUCUGUUCUGAGACCUUUACCCAGCCACCAUUUUGUGACCAUAAUAUUUAUCUAAAUAAUGUUUUUGACUUUUUUACAUAAUUAUUUAUCUGGAAAUGACACACUGUAACAAUAACACCAUAACUCUUUCAGAAUCUCCAAAGCAUACAUGACAACAAAGGACAACUUUUGAGUUUGACUUGCUUCUUUGCAGUUUUGAAAAAUUGGCAUUUCCUGUUUUAUCCUGUAUGUAAAGUUCCCUUUUCUAAAGGUUUCUGGCUUUUAUGACCAUUAUCUGUUUUAUCGUUGAGUUACAAUAAUAAAUUGGGCUACAGUAUAUACUUUAAAAGUAAAGGUUUAAACAGUGAUGUAUGCCAGACUAUUGCAAUUAUUUUAAGUGCAGACUGUAGAGUUCUAUUUUUGCAUUACCUGUGGAGUUUAGAAAAGAAUAGUGGCUGCAUUAAGUAACUGAGCCGCUCAGAGCAACCCAAUGAAUGAACCCAGUUAACGACAAGCUCAGUUCUACUCCUCCUGAGCAGCUCAGUGAUCCGAGUGAACAGAUACAUUCUCACUCUGAGACAUUCAGUUACUUAACACACCGAUGUAACAGGUUUAUCAGCACAGGACAACCAACACCGCUGUCGGUGGUGCAUGAAAUCAUAUAUACGAAUGAUAUAAAAAUAAGUAAAAAACUUUAAACAGAUGUUGCAAGUGAAUUCACCACUGAGUUUUAUGUAAAGUAUCAAAAUGCUUUUAUAUAAAUGCACGGUAUCACUUAAUUCAACACAAAAUGCACUGCAUAUAAAGUGUUUGUUAUUUUUGGACUCUUCACAUGCUUUAGUUGUUUUCUACAGUAUAUUUACUUUAAAGGUAGUGUCUGCAAUCAUAAAUAACAAGUUAAUCAAGAAUGUUUUCUGUAGGAAUUUCCAAUGCCUGUUUUCAAACAAUGCCAAUAGCCGUGCUUCAUUACUAAAGGGAGAUGCUGUACAGUAGCUUUGGCCUAGAAAAGUUUUUCAAAAAAUAACUGUUGUGUUCUCACAGCAAGUUACUAGAUUUCGAUGCUAAACACUAGAUUAAAUAUAGAAUAUUUGAUCAUAUGAACAUUAAAAAAAAGCAUUUGAUGUCUGGCAA
Acipenser ruthenus (sterlet) is the source of this 5303-nucleotide messenger RNA. Its product is annotated as adhesion G-protein coupled receptor D2. The transcript is spliced from 25 exons. Lineage: Eukaryota; Metazoa; Chordata; Actinopteri; Acipenseriformes; Acipenseridae. The coding region runs from base 306 to 3704 and encodes 1132 amino acids. The record is from RefSeq and is a predicted model, not a curated record. Gene Ontology annotation, cellular component: membrane. Gene Ontology annotation, biological process: cell surface receptor signaling pathway; adenylate cyclase-activating G protein-coupled receptor signaling pathway. Gene Ontology annotation, molecular function: G protein-coupled receptor activity.